Molecule: messenger RNA, 1743 nt
Organism: Mesorhabditis belari
Lineage: Eukaryota; Metazoa; Nematoda; Chromadorea; Rhabditida; Rhabditidae
Source: the annotation of a GenBank genome assembly
AUGAGAGGUGCCCUGGUGGUGCUGUCUCUCUUUUUGGGCACUGCACUCGCCCAAUGCCCACAGAUUACUUCACAAUAUUGCAGAUGUUCCCCAUCGAUGACCGAACCGGUGGCGAUCAUUUGCGAGCAAGCGGGCAGCCUACAAAACAUUAUCCAAGCUAUUCAACCAGCUAAAGGGGCACCGAUCGAUUCACUGGUGAUCAUGGACACAGCCGUUCCCUCUUUACCCGCCAACGCUUUCCAAGGAUUCACCAUUUUGCGACUCGUUCUCAAUAGGAACACUUUGAGUCAAAUCGAUGAUCAAGCUUUUAAUGGAGAGCUUUUGGAAUCACUGGUCGAGCUCGAUUUGGGAGACAACAAUCUUGGACAAAUCCCGCAAAGUGGAUUGCCAAGAUUGCUAAAUUUAAGAAAGCUCUACUUGACGAGAAAUAAGAUCACUACUCUUCAAGCAAACUCUUUUGGAGCCUAUGAAUCAAAGGAUCUUAUUGUGAAGCUUUCUUUGGCUGGAAAUCGUCUGACUGAUCGUUCGUUGGGAGACUCGACUGUGUUCAGACCGCUGAAGUUGUUGCAGGAAUUGUCCCUUGAGACGAACGCUCUGACCGCAAUCCCAUCAGCUGCUCUUGUCAAUCAGCGAUUGACCCUCACAAAUUUGAAUCUCGGAUUGAAUAACAUCACAAAUGUGCCUGUGGGUGCUUUGGAUCUCCCAGUGCUCACCUCGGUUUCUCUCGAGUUCAACGGAAUCACCGUCAUCACACCACAAGCUUUUCAGGGAGUCCCCAACUUGCAGUAUCUCUAUUUGACUGGAAACAAAUUCCCAUCGUGGCAACCAGAAAUGUACAGAUAUGUUCCCAAUCUCCGAACUCUGGGAAUCGGAGAGACGCCUAUAUCGGUCAUUCCCUCAAACGCUUUCCAGUAUAUUCCGAAUCUAUUGCGUUUGGAGAUGUCUGAGGCAGCGGUGGAUACGAUCGAGAGGGGAGCUUUCCAGAGAACACCUAGAAUUCAGGCGAUCGUUCUCAACAAGAAUCGACUUUCACAAAUCCGAGCCGACUUCUUCCAAGGUCUCAACGAUCUCUACUCGAUCGAUGUGGGCGCGAAUCGAAUCUCGAACACGGAACCCCUUGCAUUCGCCAAUCUUCCAAAUAUUCAACAUCUCGAUAUCAGCUACAAUCAACUCCAAUCGAUGCCAAACAAUGUCUUCCAGAAUUCAUUCCUUCCACAACCCGAUGAGAGAAGAGUCAUCUAUGCUUGCGGCAAUCCCUGGUUGUGCGACAGUCAACUGGAAUGGUUCCGUCAAUUGUUGAGAGAGAACCUUGAUAUCGAUAUUGAUAAGCCUGGAUGUACCUCUGUUUGUCGAGCAUCGCCCAACAAUUGCCCACCCGAUGGCACCCCACUCCGAUCUGAGGACAUCUGUCCAUUGAACAGUGAGACACCGCAAGCUUUUGUGUCAAGUCCCCUUCAAAUGGUCCCAUGGAUCAUCCUUGCCAUUAUCAUGACAAUUUUAAUGAUCGCAAUCUGCAUGUUAGCCCUCGUGAGAUAUGGUAUUUCCCAUAAGAGAAAGAAGCAAAAAGAUCAAGAAAUUGAAGAAGAUCGAUACUUGUCGACUGCGGCCUCAAUGUUUGCCGGUCCAGUCUCAACAAUCGGUCCAUUGGGUAUCGAGAGUCGACCGUACACAUCACACACGGGAUUGGAUUUGGACCUUCCUGCGGCUCACAAUCUUGACGAUCGACCUAAUAAUUAUUUGUAC